Molecule: messenger RNA, 5565 nt
Organism: Piliocolobus tephrosceles (Ugandan red Colobus)
Lineage: Eukaryota; Metazoa; Chordata; Mammalia; Primates; Cercopithecidae
Gene: ZNF496
Product: zinc finger protein 496
Exons: 11
Coding region: 703-2466 (587 amino acids)
Biological process (GO): regulation of transcription by RNA polymerase II
Molecular function (GO): RNA polymerase II cis-regulatory region sequence-specific DNA binding; DNA-binding transcription factor activity, RNA polymerase II-specific
Source: RefSeq, a predicted model, not a curated record
UCCCCGGUCCUAGAGCGGAGCAGGAAGUGUCCCAGGGGAGGGAGCCGGAGGGCUCCGGCCUUUCCUUUCCUCGGCGUCCGGCGGGCUCCGGCAGCGGCCAGGCCUGCGCCGCCCGCCAACAGGGACGAGCCGCGGCGGCGCCUCCAUUUGCCCCCGAGCCGAGCCGUGGUUUUCCGGAUGAUCGGGAGACGCGGUCUGGACGGGCCGGGAAAGGAGCCGGGCGCCUGCGGAGACGCCGCCUCAGCGAGUACGCCCGGCCGGGCGGGCUGGGAGGAUGAGGACGGCUGCCCUGGACUUCCGCCGCCACAGGAGGGCUUUCGGCCGGAGGCCGGGAGGGAGCUCCAGGCUGUGAGGCAUCUCCUCCGAGCCUCCGACGCGCCAGGUGCCGCCGUGACAAAGACGGACGCGGCCGUCUGGUUGGAGACGAUCCGAGCGGCAGCCCGGGUGGGCGCCGGUGCUCCGGGGGGCGGACCUGAGUAGUCCUGGGCGCUGCAGCUCUAUUUUUAAAGGUCUUAAGAACAAGAACAGUGACUUCGGCUCCAGAGCUUCAAUAUAGUGGCCUGCUUGGCCUGCCCAUCUCGGGUCUCUCCAGGAGGACCCAGCCACUUAAGAAAUGACCGCAGGAGACCAGAACACUGAAGCCAGUGAUUUCUGUUUGGAAAUAGGGUCGUCUUCUGCUGCUGACCCCCAUCAAAUCCCAUCAUGCCCACAGCCCUGUGCCCCCGAGUCUUGGCUCCGAAGGAAAGUGAGGAGCCCAGGAAAAUGAGGAGCCCACCUGGAGAGAACCCUAGCCCCCAGGGGGAGCUUCCCAGUCCUGAGUCCUCUCGGCGCCUCUUCCGCCGUUUCCGCUACCAGGAGGCGGCAGGCCCCCGGGAGGCCCUGCAACGCCUCUGGGACCUGUGCCGGGGCUGGCUGCGGCCUGAGAGGCACACCAAGGAGCAGAUUCUGGAGCUGCUGGUGCUGGAGCAGUUCCUGGCCAUCCUACCCCGGGAGAUCCAGAGCUGGGUGCGGGCGCAGGAGCCUGAGAGCGGAGAGCAGGCUGUGGCCGCGGUGGAGGCACUGGAACGGGAGCCUGGGAGACCCUGGCAGUGGCUCAAGCACUGUGAAGACCCUGUGGUGAUUGACGAUGGGGACAGCCCUCUGGACCAGGAGCAGGAGCAGCUGCCAGUAGAGCCCCACAGCGACCUUGCAAAGAGCCAGGAUGCCCAGCCCAUAGCCCUGGCACAGUGCCUGGGGCUCCCAAGCAGAGCACCAAGCCAGCUCAGCGGGGAUCCAGUUCUGCAAGAUGCUUUCCUUCUUCAGGAGGAGAAUGUCCGGGACACACAGCAGGUGACCACCCUCCAGCUGCCCCCGAAUCGGGUCUCUCCAUUCAAGGACAUGAUUUUAUGCUUCUCUGAAGAGGAUUGGUCCCUUCUAGAUCCUGCCCAGACUGGCUUCUAUGGAGAGUUCAUCAUUGGGGAGGAUUGCGGGGUCUCAAUUCCUCCAAACGAGCUAGCUGCCCAGCCGGAUCUCUCCCAGAGAGAGGAGAAUGAGCCACGCGUUCCAGAGCUGCAGGAUCUCCAGGGGAAAGAAGUGCCCCAGGUCUCCUACUUGGACUCUCCAAGUCUCCAGCCAUUCCAGGUAGAAGAAAGGAGGAAACGUGAGGAGCUGCAGAUGCCGGGGUCCCAGGCCUGCCCGCAGACAGUGGUGCCUCAAAACACCUACCCAGCUGGCGGCAACCCGCGAUCUCUAGAGAACAGCCUGGACGAAGAAGUGACCAUCGAGAUCGUUCUGUCCAGCUCUGGGGAGGAAGACUCCCAGCACGGCGCCUACUGCACAGAAGAGCCGGAGAGCCCCAAAGAGAAGCAGCGCAGCCUCCCCGCCUCCCACCGGGGCAGCGCCGAGGCCGGGGGCGAGGUGCAGACCUCCAAGAAGUCCUACGUGUGUCCGAACUGUGGGAAAAUCUUCCGCUGGAGAGUCAACUUCAUCCGACACCUGCGAAGCCGCAGGGAGCAGGAGAAGCCGCACGAGUGCUCAGUGUGCGGGGAGCUAUUCAGUGACAGCGAGGACCUGGAUGGGCACCUGGAGAGCCAUGAGGCCCAGAAGCCUUACCGGUGUGGUGUCUGCGGGAAGAGCUUCCGACUCAACUCCCACCUGCUCUCCCACCGGCGGAUACACCUGCAGCCGGACAGACUCCAGCCGGUGGAGAAGAGAGAGCAGGAGGCGUCCGAGGACGCGGACGAGGCUCCCAAAGAGCCGCUGGAAAAUGGCAAGGCCAAGCUGAGCUUCCAGUGCUGUGACUGUGGGAAGGCCUUCCAGCGGCACGACCACCUGGCUCGGCACCGCAGCCACUUUCACCUGAAGGACAAAGCCCGGCCCUUCCAGUGCCGGUACUGCGUCAAGAGCUUCACGCAGAACUAUGACCUCCUCCGCCACGAGCGCCUACACAUGAAGCGCCGUUCCAAGCAGGCUCUGAACUCCUACUGAGCCUGCCCACCUGGGGCGGCCUCUCCCUGGCCGGUGCUGCCCCCUCACACUGGUACUGAUCAGCGCCCCCACCCAGGACGCCCCUUCCCCAGGAUAGAGAGCACAGCUCCCUCCUGGCCUUGCUCUCAGGUAGUGAGCGUCGGGUGGUGCCGUGGGAGCACUCUCCCUCCCCAGGUAUUGGAAGAGUGGCCAAGUGAGUGUUCUGUGUCUGCUGUGCCAAAAACGGGGGGAUGUGCCACCACCAGGUGGGACAUGCCAGGUGUUCCGCGUCUUAGAGACCCCUGCCCCAUGCUCCCCAAGCUCGGGGAGUAAAACUGGGUUAUCCCCCGUCGGGGCGGCACCCUGGUCACCAGCCAGACCUCAGUAUACUCCCUUCCUUCCCUGUCUGAACGCUAGGAUCUGCUCCGGAAGCUCCAGGGUGCCUGCACUUCCACUGAGAAGCUGCUGGAGGGUGUUGGACUGGAGGAAGGAAGAAGGCAGGGUGGGACUGAGGGGUUCAGUGGGGAGCAGGGUCAGGCACACUGAGCCAGACAUGUCAUGUCUGAGCCCAAGAUGCGUGGCCAUCAGGUAGGCAGGAGCACCCCACAGAUCCAAGAUGAUCCGGCAGCCCUUUUGGGCUUGGAGUCUGUGGCAGGAGUCUGCAGAGCUCCUUCUUGAGGUUUGGAAACAGUCAUCAUACCUUUUGAUUUUCCUGAGGGCCAGUUACUAAGGAUCUGGAGCUCACCAAAAACAAAGCUUACAUUUUAAUUUGUGUUGCACACCCGCCCCAUAGUGUCUUUAUACCCCAGAGAUCCUUGGUAAAUGCUUGCAGGUUGGAAGCUGAGAGGUCAUCAUUUAAAAGGCACUUAAGUCCCUUCUUCCAGUCUGUCCUGUCUGGGAAUGUGGAGCUCAGCCCCCCGUGAGGGGCUCUCCUGUCCCGUGAGCCAAGCUCCAGAACAGAACCUUCCCCGACAUACACUUGACGUUACAUUAGCUUGGAGUGCUGGUGUGUCCAUUUUCUAGGUCUGUUGUAACGAAGUACCACACACUGACUGGCUGAGAACAACGGGAGUGUAUUCCCUGACAGUUCUGGGAGCUGCACAUCCAAGAUCAGGAUGUCCUCAGGGUUGGUGCCAUCGAGGGCUGUGAGGGAGAAGUGGCUUUGUGCCUUUGCUGGCAGUUGCCGUUCCUUGGUGUGUGGAAGCGUCACCCACUCUCUGCCUUCAUCUCCACAUGGCACUCUUGCUGUGGCGUGUCUGUCCCCAAGCCUCCGUUUGUUUAAGGACACCAGUCAUAUCGGAAUAGAGCCCAUCCCACCAACUCCAGUAUAAUGUCAUCUGUGUCCACAGCAGCUGUUUACCAAUAAGGUCACAUUCUGAGGUACUAGAGGUUGGGACUUCAACAUUGGAAUUUGAAAGGGACAGCAUUCAGCCCGUGACUCCGGAUAAACGUGAGGUAUGCUAUCAUUCCUCAUUCACAGAUGAGUCAAUACAAACUUGAGUGAGCUUGCUCACAGUUCCAUCAAAGGCCGUGUUCACACCCAAGUUUUGGCAUUCAGGGCAGGUGUCCUCUGCAUGGAAGAAUCUUACUCAGUAGCCUUAAGGCUGACAAAUUCCCCUCCCUCCCUGCCUUCUGAUGGGGGCUGGGCAGGCCAGCUGGAGCUGUGUCUCCUGCUGGGUUUCGGGACUGAGUGACAGUAGGUAGUGAAACCUCAAGCAAUUUAAAACGUGGUAUUGUUCCUGGAAGACUGGUUAUGUUGGCUAGGGUCGGCAAGAGAGGGCAUCAGGGCUGUAGUCUAGCAGUGACUUAAUCCGCAAGUCACACCAGACGGGUAUUUUGUAUUAUUCAUAUGUCAGAUCCUACCAACAGGCAGUGAACCAGGCAAAGCUCCUGGUGCUCCUUGUCACUCACGUAAUUUUCACAUCAAGAAAACUCUGGGCCGGGCACAGUGGCUCACCCCUGUAAUCCCAACACUUUGGGAAGCCAAGGUGGGUGGAUCGCCUAGCUCAGUGACACCAGCCUGGGCCACGUGGCAAAACCCCAUCUCUACCAAAAAUACAAAAAAUUAGCUGGGUGUGGUGGUGCACGUUUGCAGCCCCAGCUACUCUGGAGGCUGAGGUGGGAGGAUUGCUUGAGUCUGGGAGGCAGAAGUUGCAGUAAGCCAAGGUUGCGCCACUGCACAAGCUGGAUGACAGAAUGAGACCCUGUCUCAAAAAUAAUUUAAAGCCUCUGCCCCAGACUCGUUAAAAGAUUUUAUAACCACAACUACUGUUUCUGUGUAGAUGCAUCUGCGUGCCCAGGAGCAGUAAAUGCAAUAAAAUCAUUUGGUUAUACUUUGAACACAAACGGUUGAGGCUUUUGCUUUCUAAAUAGUUUGUCUCUUGUAUCAACAUAUCUGGAAAAGGGAGAAAUCCGAUUUUUAAGGCCAAGGGAGGGGAAAAUUCCAAGUAGAAGCCAGGCUCUCUGUGCAUGUUUACCCCACCUACCUGUGUGCUCCUACCUGUCCUGAGGAUUCUCUCAGUAGCUCUGAGGUCUUGAGAAGGAUGUUCACCUUCCUGCUUCAGACGGCUGACUCAGAGAAGAACAUUGUUCUACUUACCAGAGGGUUUUCUGUGUAAAGCCACAUCGUGAAGGAGAAAGCGACAAAGGGAAUGUGAGGAGACUGGAAACCAUGGGGAGGCUGUCUCUUGAGUCCCCACCACCGAUGCGGAGCCAACCAAGGCACCACAGGAAAUGGAAUUGCCUCUGGAUUUGGAAAUCCUCCUGGGUAAUGUAGCUGAAACCCAGGUUGAUGCCAUGCAGCAGGAGCAGCUGGGGGAACCUGCUCUCAGGAGAGGGCUGCCAACCCUCCGGCCCAACACCCUUCACCACCGUGGUGGAGGGGGCUGCACCCCAGUGAUCGUUGUCUCCCUCUUGACCACUGAUACCUUUGGCCUUAGCUGAGAACAGCUACCCCUCGCUCCUUCCCUCCCACCCCAGGGGCCGGGUAGCUGGCUGGGGCUGUGUCUCCCCCUUGCUCUGGAGGUUGAGACCCCAGCUGAGCAACAGCCUCCCUCUUCGUUCCUCGGAUCCCUUGGCAUCGCCACGAAACCACAGGUGCAUAAUAACUCACUGAGUCAA